Verruconis gallopava is the source of this 2083-nucleotide messenger RNA. RefSeq lists its product as hypothetical. The transcript is spliced from 2 exons. The record is from RefSeq and is a predicted model, not a curated record. The coding region runs from base 1149 to 1466 and encodes 105 amino acids. Lineage: Eukaryota; Fungi; Ascomycota; Dothideomycetes; Venturiales; Sympoventuriaceae.
CUUUCCUGUCCGAUUAAAAUAGUUGACUUUGGCGAAUCUUUUUUCAAAAAUGACUUCCUGACAAGCUUCAUACAUCGCGUCCUGUCCAAGCACCUAAGAUCAUAUUUAGAGAGAAGUUCGAUUAUCGCGUGGACCUAUGGAGUAUGGGUUGUAUGCUUUUUGAGCUCAUAGUCGGUCAACCACCGUUUGACAGCUUCAUGAUAACACCCACGAUUCUUGUACGCCAAAUGCUGAAAAUUGCCAAUGAUAAACUGCCGGAGUGGUGGUAACAAAUAUGGCGCGCCAUGGAUAGCGCUUCACCAGGGGAGAAGUCAGGUUAUACGCUCCCAGAGUGGCUGGAGGCAAUUUACUUUGACGAAGGCAGAAACCACGACUUGACUCAGGAUGACGUACUCAAAGUAGGCAAGCUUAUGCAAAUUAUAUUAAAAUUGAUGCUUCAGGGUUCUUGGUUUAAGGGGGAUUAGAUCAUGAACUCGAAACGGCUGUAGAAAAGACAGGCAAGAAACUGCCCACAAUUACACCCAAACUAUAACAUGAUCUCCUUUGCUAGAAGCAUAUCUGGCUCACUAUCUUCUGUUUUGAGAACUUCGAGUUGUUGAAAGACCCGACGGCAACUUAAAUCAUAAAGUUAACUUAGCUUGCAAAAUUUUCGCCCCACUUAGCUUACGAAAUCUCUUCGCUUCAGUAUUUUCAGGUCUCAAAACGGAAGGCAAUUUUAAAUUGUCGGUCUAUGGAUGAAGUCGAAACAACUAGGAAAGAGAUAACUAAGGAAUUGCCUAAUAACGAUGAUCAAAUGGUCCGAAGAAGUAUAGAUGGGGGUUAUGGGAGGCGAUGUUGAAAGUUGAAAGAUCUGCCACAUAUAUGCCGUUUUUCGGUCACCAGAGCCAAGGGGACCCUCCCCGCGGAGGCCCACGCAAAGUUGACCUGUUGUCAACUCACUCCAACCACCAACAGAAACGUUCUAAGGUAGCAGCACGGUAUUGCAAGUAUAUGGGCAGAAGAGGUUAAUUAAUAAAGAGUCCCUUAGCUUCAAGUACACCUAUAGAUUGGAUCACACUAUGAACAAUAGGAAUGAUAGGAUUUCUAUUAUCUUGACAUGCCUGCGAAGUCCAAGUACCACUGGUCUCGAGAAGGCUAUCACUUAGGAUAUGCUUCACUCAGCUCGGCUACAAACCACACCACCAUCCUCUCCUCGCCAACUUGCCCACUUCACUGCAUGUUCUGCUGCUCAGGGCGAGCGAAACUUUUCAUUAGCUGCGUUUGAGAAUUUUUCUAGCACUUUGCGGCACCUCAGAAUUGUUUUCAUUGGCGCCGUUUUCAUUCGCGCCAUUACCAUUGGUGACAUUACCAUUGCUGCCGUUACCAUUACUGCCAUUUUGGAGUAUCGGGAGUGGAUGCUGAUGGUGAGCCAGUUAUUAAUGCUUGCAUCUAUAUUCUCAUUGAAAUGCGCAGGAUCUAGUUCGUAAUUCACGCUAUUGGCCGUUUGGACGGAAAAGAGGACGUGGGGCUGCGCAACUCGCGGACCACCAAGCGCCUUGGGUACGGAGUCGACGAGUUUGGAGAUACUUCGAAGUAUAUUCAUAUCAUAGUAUCUAACCCCCAUUAGAAUUCUUCAAGGAACCGAAGGGAAACCGAUCGGUAUAUAUCAAGCAACUCACAUCGUCGAGACGGAUUCAUCCACUAGUUUGGCCACGGCACAAACCGAUUUAGAGAGUGACGAAGAUGAGGUAAGGAUGGCGAUGAAUAGGAUACAAUUUGGUGUUUGUUCGAUGGAUUUUCUCCGAUUCAUCUAGUCCCCUUAUCCGAUAUGUCAUUUUCGGCGCCUUUGUGGUGGUUUGUAACCUCUUUCAGAUGCCCUGGUCGCUGCUAUCUUGCUACUGGGAGUGUUAGAAGCUCGACUUUAACACUAGCACCUGCGUGGUGGUCACCCGUCAGCCAAGACGAAAGAAGUCUGGGAAAAUGCGCAGCAGUAGAGUGGUGAUGUGAAUACAAAUCCAUAUUCAAUGUCAACCUUAUGAGUAAGAUAGACAAGCAACACUAGAUGAGUAUCGAGGCAAUCAAAGAGCUGGUUAAAAUAGAGCUG